AUGCAACAACAAACUGAAAACAACCUUUCUUCAUCAAUUCUUCUCGGUGAUUUGAUUGCCAAAUAUCCAAAAGGAGGACCUCUCAUAUUGAACAAGCUUGGUAUUGACUAUUGUUGUGGUGGUCAGAGAAGUUUGAUUAGUGUUGUUCAAGAAUCAUCUUCUGUUAGUAACAUUGAAGAGGAAUGUCUUUCAAUCAUUAAACAAGUACAAGAGAUGGAAAUUCAAUGUUGCCAACAACAAGAAGACAAUAACAACACCUCUACCUCUCUUCAACAAGGAAUGGUUGAUUGGAAAGCUUCCCAACUUGUACAACACAUUAUUCAUCAUCAUCAUGAUUACCUCAGGGAGAAUAUUCCUGUUCUUUCCCAACUCUUACUCAAGAUUUACACUGUUCAUAUGGGAAAGUUAAUUCAACAAGCCAGACAAUCAUCAGGAGAGAAUGAGCAAGAUGUAGCCUCAACUCAUCCUUCUAUUCUAUUGAUGGAGAAGAUGUACAAGAUCUUCCAAAGUCUUGCCACUGAAUUGCUUGUACACUUGGUAAAGGAGGAGAAGGAUGUCUUUCCACUAAUCAUUCAAUAUGAUGAACAACAAGAUAAAAGUAAUCCAUUCUUGAAGAGUAAACUAGCAUCAUUGAUGGAGGAUCAUGAUGAAGCUGGCAAGUUGAUUAAAUUGUUGGCUUCUAUGAGAAAGGAAUUGCCUGACUAUUGCAAAACUGUGGAGAAUACAAAGAGAUUGCUCACCGAGUUGGAAGAAAACUUGUACAUUCAUGUUCAUUUGGAGAAUAACAUUCUCUUCAAGAGAGUUCUUUCAUCAUUAAAUAUUUAA
Naegleria gruberi is the source of this 825-nucleotide messenger RNA. RefSeq lists its product as uncharacterized. The coding region runs from base 1 to 825 and encodes 274 amino acids. NCBI's taxonomy places the organism in Eukaryota, Heterolobosea, Eutetramitea, Acrasida, Naegleriidae. The record is from RefSeq and is a predicted model, not a curated record. The transcript has a single exon.